This is a messenger RNA of Lagopus leucura (white-tailed ptarmigan), 2788 nucleotides long. RefSeq names its product phosphofurin acidic cluster sorting protein 2 (gene PACS2). Lineage: Eukaryota; Metazoa; Chordata; Aves; Galliformes; Phasianidae. The transcript has 24 exons. The record is from RefSeq and is a predicted model, not a curated record. Bases 1 to 2664 code for a protein of 887 amino acids. Gene Ontology annotation, biological process: protein localization to plasma membrane. Gene Ontology annotation, molecular function: transmembrane transporter binding.
AUGGCGGCGGCGGCGGAGCGGGGCCGCCUCAGCUUCCCGGGCGGUGCCGGGGCCUUGGGGCGGCCCGUGCCUAUGAACCUCUUCGCCACCUGGGAAAUCGACGGUUCCAGCCCCAGCUGCGUGCCCAGGUUGUGCAGCUUGACACUAAAGAAACUGGUAGUCUUAAAGGAAUUGGAUAAGGAGCUUAUUUCUGUGGUCAUUGCUGUCAAAAUGCAGGGCUCCAAGCGCAUCCUGCGGUCUCAUGAGAUCGUGUUGCCGCCGAGUGGACACGUGGAGACGGAGCUUGCACUGACCUUCUCGCUGCAGUACCCUCACUUCUUGAAGAGAGAAGGCAACAAGCUUCAGAUCAUGCUGCAGCGGCGGAAGCGAUACAAGAACCGAACCAUUCUAGGCUACAAGACUCUGGCUGUGGGGUCUAUCAACAUGGCUGAGGUCAUGCAGCACCCCACAGAAGGUGGCCAGGUACUGAGCCUUUUCAGCAACAUCAAAGAAGCUGCAGUAAAGGUAGCAGAAAUCUGGAUCUUCUCCUUGUCAAGUCAACCAAUUGACCAUGAAGACAGCAGUAUGCAGGCCAGCCAGAAAAUCAAGUCUACAGAUAACUAUUCUGAGGAGGAGUACGAGAGCUUCUCUUCUGAGCAGGAGGCCAGUGACGAUGCCGUGCAGGGCCAGGAUUUGGAUGAUGAUGAGUACGAGCUGGGGAAGCCCAAGAAGCAGCGGAGAUCGAUAGUAAGAACGACGUCCAUAACCAGGCAACAGAACUUCAAGCAGAAGGUUGUGGCAUUGCUGAAGAGAUUUAAAGUGUCUGAUGAGGUUCUGGAUUCAGAGCAGGACCCUGCAGAGCACGUUCCAGAGGUGGAGGAGGACUUGGACCUUCUCUAUGACACACUGGAUAUAGAGAACCCCAGUGACAGUGGGCCAGAAAUGGAAGAUGAUGACAGUGUUUUGAGCACUCCAAAGCCAAAGUUAAAACCUUAUUUUGAAGGACUGUCACACUCCAGCUCUCAGACAGAAAUCGGUAGCAUCCACAGCAUCAGGAGCCAGAGAGAGCCAUCAAGUCCUCAGGUAGAAGUGCCUGAAAAGACAAAGAGUCUUGGAACCAAACACACAGACGACAGUAUUUCUGACACUGUCUCUUUUGAGUCUAACCAGCAAGCUGAGGUCCAAGAAGCAGAACUUCCCGCACCAGAUGUGUUUGUUGAGAAGCUCCCACCCAGCGGGAAGAUCACCAAGACGGAGUCCCUCAUUAUCCCAUCCACCAGCAGGUCUGAAGGGAAGCAAACUGGACGUCGGGGAAGAAGCACAUCUCUGAAAGAGAGGCAGCCAGUGAGGCCACAGAAUGAAAGAGCAAACAGCCUGGACAAUGAACGAUCUCCAGACACCCGGCACCACUUACAGAUCCCCAGGAAAACUGUGUAUGACCAACUAAAUCACAUCCUGGUUUCUGACGACCAGCUGCCAGAAAACAUUAUUCUUGUCAAUACUUCAGAUUGGCAAGGACAGUACCUGUCAGAUGUCUUACAAAAGCAUACCUUGCCAGUGGUCUGUACAUGUUCCUCAGCUGAUAUUCAAGCAGCUUUCAGCACUAUUGUCUCCAGGAUACAGCGAUACUGUAACUGCAACUCUCAGCCUCCAAGCCCAAUGAAAAUUGCAGUGGCCGGAGCCCAGAAUUACCUCAGUGCUGUGUUGAGGCUCUUUGUAGAGCAGCUGUCUCACAAAACCCCAGACUGGCUUGGCUACAUGAGAUUUUUGAUCAUCCCUCUAGGCUCUCAUCCAGUGGCCAAGUAUCUGGGGUCUGUAGAUUAUAGAUACAACAACUUCUUCCAAGAUGUAGCCUGGAGAGAUCUGUUCAACAAACUUGAAGCACAGACCACUGUUGCAGAAACGCUUGAUGUUGUCUCCCGAAUAACGCAGUACAUAGCAGGGGCAAACUGUGCGCACCAGUUGCCCAUUGCCGAAGCGAUGCUGACGUACAAGCAGAAAAGCCCUGACGAGGAAUCUUCGCAGAAGUUCAUUCCCUUCGUUGGGGUGGUGAAAGUUGGAAUAGUGGAACAAUCUUCUGCGACGUCAGGUGACUCUGAUGAUGCAGCUCCCUCAAGCUCCAGUGUCCUUUCUUCUACCCCACCUUCUGUGUCUCCUGCUGUGAAAGAAGCCUCCCCCACACCACCUUCCUCACCGUCUGUCACAGGCAGCUUCUCAUCCUCAAGCCAGGGCCUUGGUGCUGAGCUGAUGGGCCUGCAGGUGGAUUACUGGAUUGCAGCUCCACCCAUGGACAGAAAGAGAGACCCGGAGAAGAAGGACCCUUCCACUACCAAAAACACACUGAAAUGCACUUUCCGGUCCCUCCAGGUCAGCAGGUUACCUGCCAGCGGGGAGAUCGCCACCACUCCAACCAUGUCCAUGACUGUCGUGACAAAGGAGAAGAACAAGAAAGUGAUGUUUUUACCCAAGAAAACAAAAGACAAGGAAGUUGAGUCAAAGAGCCAGUGCAUUGAAGGAAUCAGCAGGUUGAUUUGCACAGCGAAGCAUCAGCAGAACAUGCUGCGGGUCCUGAUUGACGGAGUGGAGUGGAACGACGUCAAGUUCUUUCAACUGGCAGCACAGUGGUCCUCUCAUGUCAAGCACUUUCCCAUCUGCAUAUUUGGGCACUCCAAAUCUAACUUCUAGCCACGCUCGGAGGGACCUCUGUCCAUCCCAGGGACUGCACACCAGGAGCCAGGAACUGCGUGCCAACUCGACUCGCAUCACUCUGCCCUCUCCUGCAGAAUUAAUUACAGAUGUGCUUGGAUUA